ACAAAAAAAAAAAAAAAAAAAAAAGCAAGGGGCCCAUAGUGCCUGCAUCGAUCACCUGGAAUUCAAUGAUUAUAGAAAAGGACUGGAAGUCAUAUUACACAAUACGUUUCCCGUUUCGAGAUCUUUCUCUCAUUACCGUAUAUCGGAGUCAACAUUUCCCUUUCACAAACAUUUAACAGUGUGGUUCCAUAAGAUUCAAAAGAAAUCAAAAUCAAAAGCUGAAGUCAACUAACAUUUUAAAACCAAUUGACUUUAUUUGGCCUCUCCCCACUACCUUUCAGCAGACUUGUAAAUCCAUAUUCAUAGACAGAUUUUAACGAGUUAUCUUUAAAUCUUCUUUCCCUGAUUUAGGGAGACAGACCAUACAUUCAAUGUUAUAAAAGCAUUGUCUGCUUCACCAGAUAAUCAUCCUAACGAAAUCUCAUCAAAAUUCAUCAUUCCGAAGAAUUUAAGAAAAAAAAAAAAUAAAUAAAAAAAGCUGCAUUCCCCUAUUGGGCUCAAUGUACGGACCUGUAGCAGUGUCUAUUUAAAAGCGUUACUUUUUCAUCGUCUUCCCUAUUCCGCUUCCAUUUUGAACGUUACCGGAUUAAACUGACUUUUUAAAGGGAAGAAAAUAAACAGAAAAGAAACUGUCGGGAUGUUAACUCAAGUACACACACUUGAUUUUAUACAUAAAUAGUAAAUUUCGUGUAAUACUUGAAAUACGAAAAAUUUGAUACUGGUACUACAUUGUAAGAGCCUCUUGUUGAAGGGUUUUGGAAAGAAAAGAAGGAAGUGUCAGAUGAUUUAUCAAAUAGUGUCGAGUUUACGAGCGGUCUUAAUUUUGUUUUGUAUACAAUCAUGAACAUCCUGUUUGGGUCAUACAGCUAAGUAAUUGUUAGAUAUAUCAUGUAAAGUUACUCAUAAGACAGUUCAUUUAGCUUUCCUCUCUAGAUACGAACACGGGUCUAUUGUCAAAAUGUUCCAUCCUAUUUUCGCCUUGGUCCUUGUCUUCUCAUUUUUCACCAUAUCAAGCGGACAACCUCUGCCAUCUGGUCGCCAAGCGACGGUUGAAGAAGCCCGGAUGGAACAGAGAAUACUUGCAAACAUCAGGCCACUUAUAAAGCAACUCGGUACGUGUGAAGCUCCCACUGACCAACCAUGCGACAACCUUUCACAGGAAAUCCGGGAUCUGACCAAACGAAUCUUAGUGAUCGAGAAAUCACUUUCCCGACAAAUCAAGUUGGCAGAUUGCAUCGCUUCGUUCGAAAAUAUUGAAAUGAACCCGAAGGUGCAUGUGAUUGGUGGUCGAUGCUACUUGUUUGGAGUGGAAUAUUUGAAUUGGACAUCAGCACAGGCCAAGUGUAGAUCAGCUGGGGCGAACCUUGUGACGGACCCAAGCGAGGAAUUCCUGUACUUUUUGAAAUGGAUUCCUGGACGAUAUGGUUUAUACUUUUGGAUUGGAGCCAGGAAUACGGGAGGAAUUUUGAAAUGGAUUACUAGUGAUGAAGUUGUCAAGGAGAAUGAUAGCAGGUGGGGAGAUGACGAUCCGGACGUAGACGGUCCAAACCAGUGUGUUCUUGUCCAACAGGGCGCCACAAAAAUGUAUGAUUACGACUGUGAUAAGCUCUUUAGAUUUAGGCCUAUUUGUCAAUUGUGAAUCAAACGUUUUACUUAAUUUAAUCGUAAUCUGUACUCAGUGCGGCGACAGAAAUGUGAUAGAGAUUCCAAACCCACAACCCAUAUAUAUGUAUGCAUAUACAAUAUAUAUAGACCAUGGUUGAGAAUUUGUGCCUAGUGCCUGUGCCAAGUGAAUUGUUGUCCAUUAGAGAAGAUACCAUGGUGUAACUAUUACAGUGAUUUAGCUGUGGAGACUGAUGUGUUUUCAGGUACACCAGAUACCUGCUUUUAUUGCAUUUUGGACAGUGAAAUAGAGAAAU
Molecule: messenger RNA, 1919 nt
Organism: Pecten maximus
Lineage: Eukaryota; Metazoa; Mollusca; Bivalvia; Pectinida; Pectinidae
Product: C-type lectin domain family 2 member D2-like
Exons: 5
Coding region: 959-1639 (226 amino acids)
Source: RefSeq, a predicted model, not a curated record